AUGGUUUUUCUCCUAUUGCUCAUCUUUAUUUCUACCGUACUGUCUUCUCAAGAACUGUAUGCACCACCAAUUCUUGUUGGUGGAUCCUAUGUGCUUUCUACAAAUUACGAAGGAGCCAAAAAUUCUUCGACUGGAAUUAAAAGAUUAUUGAAUUCUGAAACUGAGGACACAUGGCAAGUUUUUCAUUUUUGUACAAAAGAUGGGCAGAACAAGGACAAGUGUGGCGCAUGGGUGGAUAAGAACGGCAAAAAAAUCGCGGGAGCCAACAACAAUGUGAAAGAAGUGGAGGACGUCUACUUGUAA
Caenorhabditis briggsae is the source of this 303-nucleotide messenger RNA. Lineage: Eukaryota; Metazoa; Nematoda; Chromadorea; Rhabditida; Rhabditidae. Bases 1 to 303 code for a protein of 100 amino acids. The record is from RefSeq and is a predicted model, not a curated record. The transcript has 2 exons.